GGUGCAGGUGUUGCUGCUUUGUUAGUCAGGCACAGACAUUUGGACCAUGUCACAGUCUGUGUUUAUUCCCAUAUUUGUGGUUUUGCACUUUCUGUGGAACAAUUUUGGUUUAUGUUAAGAGAAAAUUAAACAGAGGACUAACAGCAACUGGAGGUGUAAUGUUUACUCUAUUAACAAAUCAGCGCUGUUGUUUAACCGUCUUUGACGCAGAGUGCAAUUAUGGAGAAAACACUGUUGCAUGUGUUUUAAAGACUUUCUCCUGUGGAAAGCAUCCUAAUGGAGGGCAUCACCAACUGGUCUGGGAACUGCUCCGCUACACCAGCGAUUCCCAAAGACAGGGUCGGGACCCACAGUGCUUCUCAGUUUUUUGUGCCCGAUCUCCUCCAUCAUGAUGGUUCGAGCUCUGCUCCAGACUUCGCUGGUUCUCUGGCUGGCUCAGCUAACUCUGCAAGGCGGGGUUAGACCUCAAAGUGUAUCUUGGGGGAGAGUGCUGCCAGCUAGAGGUGUUGGCAUUGGAGUAAAACCUGGAGCUGCAGGUGCCCUUGGAGCACUGGGGAGCCGAUAUGGCACCAAAGCAAUGAAGGCUGGAAUUGGCCGUUAUCCAGGGGCUCAGCUUGGUGUUGGUAGUUACAGAUCUCUGGGAUUAGGAGGUAGAGCAGGCCUGAAGCAAGGUGGAUAUGGAGCCCAUCAGGGAGGAUAUGGUGCCGCUCUUGGUACAGGAAUGGGAUUAGGGACUGGACUUCCAAAUGGACUGGGAAUGGGCAUGGGCCAUGGAGGAAAACGUGUUUAUGGUGCUGGCCUUGGGACUGUGCCAGGAUAUGGGGCUUUAGGCGGUAUUGGCUAUCCUGGAGCCCGACCAGGAAUUGGACUUGGCUAUCCCACUGGACAGAAGGCUAAGGAACAUAAACCUGGUGUUUCUGCAGCAGAUUUGGGUGGACCUCAGAUGGCCAAUAUGGGCCAAGCUGUUCAAGAUCUGAAGAGAGAAAAGAGCAGAGCACUUGGACCUAUGACACCGCUUGAUAAACCGAAUAAAGGUCUUGGUCUGGCUGUUUCACAAGCACACGGAAGAGAGAGUUACGAGCCUACGUUAUUAGAAAGAAGGGGCACAGCAAGCCAUGGAGCCUCACUGGCGGCUGGAGGUGUAAGACAGCAACUGCCUCUUGAUGAAGACACCAUCAGAAGUCUGGGUUUUGCUUCCUCUCAGGUACAGAGUGCAAGAGACUAUGAUUCAUCUGUCCAACAAAAUCAGCGAAACCCAAACUGUGGACCCACUCGUCAUUUGUCAAAUGUGCUAGGUAUCAACCGCCAUGAGCUUUUGGGCUCAGAAACACAGAAGACUAAAGGUUUAGUGCUCCCGCGUCACGUUGGUAAGGACGACAAACAUCUUGGACAUGCAACUCCACAAGCACAAGGAGAGAGAACCUAUCAACGGCCUCUUUUACAAACUCAAGAUGGCAGAAGCAAUGUAUUCUCUCUUCCACAAGGUCAGGGAUCCAGAGACUAUUUACCUGCUGUAGCAGACGGGCAGGGCGUCAGAGACCUUGUGGCUAAAGACAAAAAUGGGCCAAGAAUCCAUGGGACCGUUUCUGUAGAAAAUCAUAGUCAUGGUUCUCUAGAUGUUCAAGCACAAAGAGGGGGUAGCUAUGGACCAGUGAUCCCAGGUGCAGGUGGAUCCCAAAGUUUAGGCAUUCCCUCAGUAGAAGGGCAGAAAACCAAAGGCUUUACUGCUGAUGGUCAGAAGGUAAAACACCUUUCCCAUGCUGAACGUCUCAGUAUCCCAGGACAGACUGACCAGGCAACAAGUUAUAUCGGUGGACCAGGAAACUAUCUGGGAGCAAACCUGGGCGCCGGGGGCUACGGGCAAGGUUUGGGACAGGGAGGAUACUUGGGUGGUGCAGCUGGCAAACAUGGAGCUGCUGCUGCUCUUGGACAUGGGGGGUAUCCUCAAGGUGGUGCAGGGAUGUCACCUGGCUAUGGUGAUGGAGCAACAGGAUACCUGGGUGCCAUGGCAGGCAAUGGCUAUGGUUAUGGGAAUGGUUACGGCGAUGGUCUUGGGGCUGGGCUUGGUUACCCUUCAGAGUUAUCUGAUGGUGCUGACCACAAAGCAGGGAAGCGUGAAGCCCUCGGUACAGGAGGCUACGCUGGACAAGUCCAGGGGGCGUAUGGAGCACUUGGUGCAGGACUCGACUCAACUGGUGGCAAAUUUGGAGGUGGAGCUGCUCAGGUUCCUUACGGUAACGCUCCAGUGAUUCCUUCUGGACUGGAGGGUGAUGGUGGCUACCCGUAUCCAGCUCAGCAGCUCAACCUUGGGGCUGAAGGUGCCAAAACCGCCAACAAAUAUGGAGCUGCAGCAGGAUAUGGAGCUCAGCAAACAGGUUACGGUGCACAGCUAGGAGCAACUCAAGAUGCCUUGGGAGACCAGGCUGGCAAAUAUGGCGGCGCGAACGGUGCCCUUGGAAAUGGAUACAAAGGCUAAUUCAAAUGACCUGGACUUCUUCAAGUGGAUCUCUUCCAUAAUGUGUUCGGUGUAAUGUGUUUCUAAAGCUUUUUGUGUGUUUCACUCUAUUUUGUCCUGUUGUGUUGUCUGUUUUGUCUUCUGCCUAAUUCUUCUUAACCUCCUUGUCUUGUCUUUCUCUGUAAGUGGACAUUUGUGUUGUUGCUCCAAAACCUGCAGUGCCCCACCAGUCUUAUUCUGUCAACACUUAAAAAAAAUUGGUGGUGAUUGAUGAACAUAAAUAUCUGUGUUAAAUGCAAGAAAUGUGCCUCAAUGUUUUAAAAUACAUAUUAAAAUGAUGAUUUUACUGUUUUAAUCCAAUAAAUUAUGUCAAAUGAUGCUGAA
Molecule: messenger RNA, 2839 nt
Organism: Sebastes umbrosus (honeycomb rockfish)
Lineage: Eukaryota; Metazoa; Chordata; Actinopteri; Perciformes; Sebastidae
Product: glycine-rich protein DOT1
Exons: 28
Coding region: 389-2476 (695 amino acids)
Source: RefSeq, a predicted model, not a curated record